CGACAUAUUAUCGUCCAGCAAACAUGUCGGUCCAAUCUCUUGUAAACAAAAAGAAGAAGGAUUUUAUUGGUCUUCCAUCACCACUCGGCUAUGUACCUGGUCUAGGAAGAGGUGCAACUGGAUUCACCACUAGGUCUGAUAUUGGUCCUGCCCGUGAUGCAAGUGACAUCUCAGAUGACAGGCAUGCACCUCCAGUAAAGAAACCAAAGAAUGAUGAUGAAGAGGAGGAAGAUCUAAAUGAUGCAAAUUAUGAUGAGUUCUCUGGUUAUGGAGGUAGUAUAUGCAAGAAGGAUCCUUAUGACAAAGAUGAUGAAGAGGCAGAUGAAAUUUAUGAAGCUGUGGACAAAAGAAUGGAUGAAAAAAGGAAAGAACGCAGAGAAGAGCGCUUGAAAGAGGAGAUAGAAAGAUAUCGUCAAGAAAGACCCAAGAUUCAACAACAGUUUUCAGAUUUAAAGAGGGAACUAAAAGAUGUUUCAUUUGAUGAAUGGAGUAGUCUCCCAGAAGUUGGAGAUGCCAGGAAUAGAAAACAAAGGAAUCCUAGGAAAGAAGUGUAUACUGCCAUGUCAGAUUCUUUCCUUGCUAAGGCGGUGCAACAAGGUCAGAGCUCUACAGCUAUUGACCCUAGAGACCAAAAAUAUGGGGGCCUAGAUACCCCCUUCCCAGGUGGGAUGACACCAGGGGGCACCACUUCUACAGAUAUUGAUAUGAAGAAAAUUGGGCAGGCUAGGAACACUCUCAUGGAUAUAAAACUUACUCAGGUAUCUGACUCGGUGAGUGGACAGACAGUGGUUGAUCCUAAAGGUUAUUUGACUGAUCUCCAGUCAAUGUUGCCGUCUCAUGGUGGGGAUAUCAAUGAUGUUAAAAAAGCCAGAUUAUUGUUGAAAUCUGUCAGAGAAACAAAUCCAAAGCAUCCACCAGCAUGGAUUGCUUCUGCUAGGUUGGAAGAGGUGACAGGGAAGGUACAGGCCAGUAGGAAUCUCAUCAUGAAAGGAUGUGAAGAAUGCCCUAAGAGUGAGGAUGUCUGGCUAGAGGCAGCAAGACUUAUGCCAGGGGACCAGGCUAAAGCUGUGGUAACUCAAGCUGUGAAACAACUUCCUGACUCUGUAAGACUUUGGAUAAAGGCUGCUACCAUAGAGGUGGAACUGAAGGGAAAGAAAAGGGUCUAUCGGAAAGCCCUAGAACAGAUCCCCAAUUCUGUAAGACUGUGGAAGUUGGCUGUAGAGCUAGAGGAUCAGGAAGAUGCUAGGAUUAUGUUGAGUCGUGCUGUGGAGUGUUGCCCCACAAGUGUAGAGUUAUGGCUGGCUCUUGCAAGACUUGAGAAUUAUGAGAAUGCACGUAAAGUGUUGAACAAAGCACGUGAGAGUAUCCCUACUGAUAGGCAGAUCUGGAUCUCUGCAGCUAAACUUGAAGAAGCAAACGGCAACAUACAUAUGAUUGAGAAAAUUAUAGACAGGGCUCUGGCAUCCCUACGUGCAAACAUGGUGGAGAUUAAUCGUGAACAGUGGAUCAAAGAUGCUGAAGAUUGCGAGUCUGCUGGCAGUAUACAUACAUGUCAAGUAAUAGUGCGUGCAGUGAUAGGCGUUGGUGUGGAGGAGGAAGAUAGGAAACAUACCUGGAUGGAGGAUGCUGAGGCUUCUGCAUCACAUGGAGCGUAUGAGUGUGCAAGAGCUAUCUAUGCCCAGGCACUAACUGUGUUUGCCAGCAAGAAGAGUAUUUGGUUGAGGGCUGCAUACUUUGAGAAGAACCAUGGAUCAAGGGAAUCUCUAGAGGCAUUACUACAGAGGGCAGUUGCCCAUUGCCCCAAGGCAGAAAUGCUUUGGCUAAUGGGAGCCAAGUCAAAGUGGCUAGCGGGAGAUGUGCCAGCUGCAAGAAGUAUCCUGGCUUUAGCCUUCCAGGCCAAUCCUAACAGUGAGGAGAUUUGGCUGGCUGCUGUUAAGCUUGAGAGUGAAAACAAUGAGUUUGAGAGAGCCAGGAGAUUGCUACAGAAAGCCAGGACUAGUGCCCCAACAGCCAGAGUGUUCAUGAAGUCUGUUAAGCUGGAAUGGUGUCUUGGUGACAUGAAGACGGCUGAGGAUUUACUAGAUGAUGCACUUAACCAGUACCCUGAUUUUGCCAAAUUGUGGAUGAUGAGAGGUCAAAUUGCUGAAGAGGAGGAUGAGCUUGAUAAAGCCAGGGAGGUCUAUAAUAUGGGUCUGAAGAAAUGUCCCAGAGCAAUCCCCCUGUGGAUCCUACUGUCCAGACUAGAGGAAAGGUCUGGUUACCUCACAAAAGCUAGGUCUAUCCUAGAAAAAGCAAGACUGAAAAAUAAUGCAUGUCCUGAACUUUGGCUUGAAUCUGUACGGGUAGAAAACAGAGGUGGUUUGAAAAAUAUAGCACAAGGAUUGAUGGCCAGAGCCAUGCAAGAGUGUCCCAACUCUGGUAUACUUUGGGCUGAGGCAAUAUUCUUGGAGGCUCGACCUCAGAGAAAAACUAAAUCUGUGGAUGCCUUGAAGCGAUGUGAGCAUGAUGCACAUGUUCUGCUAGCAGUAUCAAAAUUGUUUUGGUCAGAGAGGAAGCUAGGGAAGGCUAGGGACUGGUUGACUAGGACAGUGAAGAUAGACCCUGACCACGGGGAUGCCUGGGCAAACUUCUACAAAUAUGAGCUUCUACAUGGAACAGAGGAGCAACAAGAGGCAAUUAAGAAAAGAUGUAUCAAUGCAGAGCCUAAACAUGGAGAACUUUGGUGUAAAACUUCAAAAGUAAUAUCUAAUUGGAGACUUAAGUGUGAAGAAAUACUACCAUUAGUUGCAAAUGCACUUUCAGUGCCUACUUAAAAUCAUGAGACAUAGCCAAAUAUGGUACAGUAAAUAACUAUGAUACAUCACAAAAUGGAUUUGAUAAGCUUGUCAUGUUGAUCCUAUCAACAAUGUGCUGGGGAUAUUAUAUGACAGGCAUUUUGAAAUUGGCAAUCAUUUUAACAAGAAGCAUAACAUUAUCAAUUUGCCAUAAUGGUGUCAGUUUUCAUGUUUCGCCAGAACUUGCAAAGUUAUGAAGCAAUUUUGUUGAUUUUUGAAUGUGUAAAUACUAGUGGUGCAGAAAAUAGUCGUAGA
Messenger RNA from Owenia fusiformis, 3089 nucleotides. Lineage: Eukaryota; Metazoa; Annelida; Polychaeta; Sabellida; Oweniidae. The record is from the annotation of a GenBank genome assembly.